Heterotrigona itama is the source of this 2400-nucleotide messenger RNA. The record is from the annotation of a GenBank genome assembly. Lineage: Eukaryota; Metazoa; Arthropoda; Insecta; Hymenoptera; Apidae.
AUGUUGCAGAGACAUCUUGAUAAGGGGAGCGACCUUGCCGAGGCGGCGAGUGCGAGCGGACUUCGUGAACUCGCGAGAUCCUUGAAGCAUCACCUUCGAGGAUUCGGUUCCCGACUGGAGGACAGGCGCGAGUACCUCGAAGACACGUCGAGAUGUUGCCUGCUUCAAGACCGGGCGUACGAGUGGGCCCAGGAGGCUCGCCUCGCUGGCGAACGGGGAGCUCAGCAGUUCCUCAUGGCCAGGCCACCCCUUCCUCCCGAGCAUUUCACGGAAAUGAUGGCGCUCGCCGAGAAGCUCGGUAACGAGAUCCUUCUGGAACAAUGCCGCAUCGCUAGGAACAAGUGCGCGGAGGCGCUCGAGAUGGCGAGGACAACUUCCGCACCUGGCAGCCCUGCCAGAAGGAGAUCCUUCGCAGCGUCGGAGUCUGCUACCUCUUGGGAGGACAGUUUGACGAAGAGAGCUUCGUGGGAUGACAGCGACAGCAGCGCGUCGUACGCUUGUCCCAUGGAGAGCGUAGGAUCGGCAGGAAGCGGCGGUCGCCCGGUACUGGACAACAUCGCGGAGCUUCGAGAGAGCGCCGAACAGCUACUCGAUUGCUCUCCACCGCGAACGCCACCCCGAAGCCCUGCUCCAAGACGGCUGGUCAAGCCACCGGUGAACUCGCACCUCCACAGAGCAGCCAGCAUUGCUCCUGGAAUGAAGGCGAAAAAAAUUAUAUCCCGGAGCUGGUGCGGGAGGACAUUCCUCAGGCACUGAGAGGGCAGCGUAACGUGAUCUUUGGUAACGUCGAGAAGAUAUACGAAUUUCACAGUCAGCAUUUCCUACGGGAACUGGAACAGUGCGAGCAGUCGCCGAUGAAUGUGGGACAAUGCUUCCUCAGACACGAGAAGAAAUUCUACCUUUAUGCGCUGUACAACAAGAACAAACCGAACUCGGAUUCUCUGAUGGCCGAGUAUGGCACCGCGUUCUUCAAGCAGAAACAGCUCGAGCUCGGUGACAAGAUGGACCUCGCUAGUUACCUACUGAAGCCGGUUCAACGAAUGGGAAAGUACGCGUUGUUGCUGCAGCAACUGGUGAAGGCGGGCACCGAUCUCUCGGAGCAAAUGUCCGGCAAAGACGAAAAGGACGAGAAAGACGAUGGUAUGAAGCCGAUGGUCGAGGGGGAGGCGGACUUGAGGGCGGCCGAGCAGAUGGUACGAUUCCAACUACGUCACGGGAACGACCUGCUAGCGAUGGACUCCCUUCGAGAUUGCGACGUGAACGUGAAGGAACAGGGUAGGCUGCUUCGUCAAAACGAAUUCUUGGUGUGGCAGGGUAAAGGGAAGAAGUGCUUGCGACAAGUUUUCCUGUUCGAAGAUCUUAUCCUAUUCAGCAAAGCGAGGAGAUUCCCCGAUAGAAAGAAUCUCGAUAUCUAUAUUUACAAGCACAGCAUCAAAACGACGGACAUCGGGUUGACCGCCGUGAUCGCAGACUCACCUACGAAGUUCGAGAUUUGGUUCCGCAAGAGGAAGCCAGGCGACACGUAUACAUUGCAGUGUGCAAGCGAGGACAUUAAGAAAGCCUGGACGGAGGAACUGAGCAACCUUUUAUGGAAGCAGGCGCUGCGAAACAGAGAAGUGCGCCUGGCAGAGAUGUCGAGCAUGGGCAUCGGAAAUAAACCUUGUUUGGACAUUAGGCCUAGCGCGGAUCAGAUCAAUGAUCGUUCGAUCAGUGUAGCUCAACUGUCGAAAACAGCACCUAGAUUUAGAAACUCGAUAGCAGUAUCAAUGUCAGAGGACUCGGGACGCUGUAGCAGGAGGCCGCACAGUGUAAUUUCCGUGAGUUCGUCAUCGAGUAGCGGUGGAAGUAGCGGACCUCCGACGACGUUGAAUCUCGGCUUGGACACAAGUCCUCGACCUCAUCAUCGUAGUACUACGCUCAACAGUCAGUGCAGCGUUGAAAGCGGCAUAAUAGCCGAUAUCUCGAUCGUCUCGGAUGAUGGUGGCGAUGGAACCGAGAGAAGUCACUGGAACUCGACUCUGGAAAGCCCCACGUCCCAUCUACCAACGGCGUCGACACCUCUUCAAUCACCGACCAGCGCAACCGCGACAGCAACAGUUACCUCGGCUUCUUCGUCCGACACGAAUCUCACCCCUUACGACCAAGACAUAAGUAACGGCGACGUGUAUUUUCUUAUACUAUCUCCUCGAAUUCAUCACGUGCUCAAGAGAACGAUCACAGAUACAGAUGUGUUCCGACAGAAUCUAUAUAUAUUACAACUUACCUAAAAUACCACAACCUAGUGCAGUUAGUCCACCAACUUUUAAUCCAGCUAAUAAACCAACUGGUCCACCAAUACAAGUACCAAUUACAGCUCCUGCUAAAGGAUACAUAGUAACUUUGUACCUAGCAGCUUUUUGA